AUGAUACACGAGUGUGUGCUCUUUGUUACAGUCAUGCUUUGUGAAGGUAGACUGCUGAGCAUGGCCUAUGGUGAAUUGGAGGAGCUGGAUCCCGUCCCUCCUGAGAGGGCUCCUAAGAGGGCUUCUGGGCUGCAGAGAGCAGCUGCUACCCUUCUGUCGGGCUCCAGCAGGUGCAUUACACUUGUUCAUCACAGCUCCCCACAGCAGACGGGUAGUACAGACAGCAGGGGUUCUUCAGAGGAGUUGCACAUUUCUCCGCUGCAGUCCUUGGAUCUCAAGAAAGCCUGGUCUGGCAGACAAAUCUCUCCAGAGAUCGAGAUCCCGGCCCAGGCUCCUUCAGCUGGUGACGCCCCAUUUUUGGUUCCCUCCUUCUGUCAGAGCAUCUGCCAAAAUUACAGCGACCUUCAUAUUGGAGGCGACCAGGUGCUGCCUCUUUCAGCCAACAAUGGUGAACUGCGGGCCUGUGCUGAUACCCAGGCUGUCGGCCCGUUCCUCCAGUCCUGUGACAUGCCCCCAGCUGUGGAGGAUUCUCUCCCAGGACAGGCAUCUCAGGGUGGACCUCUGCACCCACCAAGAGGGGAUUUGAAUCGUUGGAGGCUGGGAAGCGGCCGUGAUCGGAGCUUUCUACUCCAGGGGCAUGAAGGACCAUUCUCCAACUCCCUUCUGAAUCACUAUCUGGAACAGAAGCUCUUGGAUUUAUACCAGCAGUACACGAUGGAGAACAUGGCCAGAGAAAGGGCACCUGGUUCGGAUUCUGACCCAGGCCCCAUUUGCCCUUUACUGGGCUCCGAGCUGGUCCUGACCAGUCUGGACCAGAUCACUUUGCAGCUGAGUCGUGAAGGGAAUCUGGAGGCGGGCUUGGCCAAGGAUAUGGUCCUGAGCUGCCUGCUGCGGGUGGCUGGUGACAUGCAGUCAAGUGAGAUCAGCACUCCCUUGCUGCAGAUUUCAAGUGAGGCAUCCAGGGAGCAGCUCACAGAGAAUAAAGACCAGUUACCCUGA
This is a messenger RNA of Scomber scombrus (Atlantic mackerel), 999 nucleotides long. RefSeq names its product TLR adapter interacting with SLC15A4 on the lysosome. The record is from RefSeq and is a predicted model, not a curated record. Lineage: Eukaryota; Metazoa; Chordata; Actinopteri; Scombriformes; Scombridae. The transcript is spliced from 2 exons. The coding region runs from base 1 to 999 and encodes 332 amino acids. Gene Ontology annotation, biological process: regulation of toll-like receptor signaling pathway.